Messenger RNA from Vairimorpha ceranae, 153 nucleotides. RefSeq lists its product as hypothetical. The record is from RefSeq and is a predicted model, not a curated record. The transcript has a single exon. The coding region runs from base 1 to 153 and encodes 50 amino acids. NCBI's taxonomy places the organism in Eukaryota, Fungi, Microsporidia, Nosematidae.
AUGUGUAUCAAAAAUUCUGAAAUACAGGCCAACAUAAACAAACAUAUCAUAUUUUUGAACCAUGUAUAUACAGAUCAAAGACUUUUCUGUAAUCCUAAUACCAAAGAAUUUGAUUGCCUUAAGCCCAUAUCUUUUUUGCAUGCUAAAUUGUAA